AUGUGGAACUUUUAAAUGUUUAUUUGGGUUCUAUCAAAUAUUCCUUUUUCCUAAGAAAUAUCAGAUAAUAUCAACAUAUAUAAUGAAUUGGAGAAUCGCUAGUUGGAAGGCAUUUGGACACUUCAAGAUGAAAAUCAGGAAAUUGAUGUACUUUAACUUUAAGGCAUAGUUAAAUUUUCUAAUAAUUCUAUUAUUUAUAAAGGCUUUAGCCAUUAUGAUAAGUAAGAAGAAUAUUUUUUUGGAGAAAUAUUUCUUUAUAAUGUAAGACUAUUCCAGAUGUAAUAUCUCCAUUGUAUUAAAGGAAAUGGAUAGGUUUUGGAAACAUUAAUACAUAAAGAUAAAAUUCUUUAACUUGGCACAAAUGUGAAAAUGAAUAUAUUGUUUCAAUAUAGUUAGAUAAUAAUACUAAACAAAGAAUGA
Molecule: messenger RNA, 420 nt
Organism: Paramecium tetraurelia
Lineage: Eukaryota; Ciliophora; Oligohymenophorea; Peniculida; Parameciidae
Exons: 1
Source: RefSeq, a predicted model, not a curated record